GGCUGAGCCACACCCCUAAUACGAGAUACGCCCUUUUGAGUGGGCGUAGAAGUGAACGCAGCAACCAACAAUGGCAAGCUCUUCUUCCUCUGCUCCUUUUAUAAACGUUUGUGAUAAAGAACUAAGUAUUGAUGAGUAUCACUCAGUGUAUGAUAAAGUGAAGCCUAUUUCUGCUAGUUGGAAGUCAUUCGCCAUUUCAUUACGUUUGAGAAUAACUGACAUUAAUAUCAUAGAAGCUAGCUCUCAUGGAAAUCCAAUUUCUUGCCUGCAGAAAGUUUUAGAGCACUGGCUAAUGAAAGAUUAUGAUUAUGAGCGUUAUGGCUGGCCCUGCUGGAGAAUGGUGUGUGUAGCUGUUAAAGAAGGAGGAGGAAAUUCAGCAUUAGCUGAUGAAAUAGCUCGUGAACAUCCUCUACCAGCUAUGCCGCCUGCAGGAUCAACUAGUUCAAAAGGUACAUAUAUUAGUUGAGUGUUGUCAUCAAUAGUAUCACUGUCAGUGUAUCAGUAUCCAUGAUAAUACAUUAUGUGUUAGUGUAGGUUGGGUUGGGUAGCCUAAUUAUCUCCUUUUUUGGUAUUAAACUAAUUGCUUGCAUAGUUAAAGUCACACUACUGAUAUAGUACAUGAAUAUCAUUAUCAAGCAAUGAAUAUUAUUAUGUACA
This is a messenger RNA of Amphimedon queenslandica, 657 nucleotides long. RefSeq lists its product as uncharacterized. NCBI's taxonomy places the organism in Eukaryota, Metazoa, Porifera, Demospongiae, Haplosclerida, Niphatidae. The coding region runs from base 71 to 466 and encodes 131 amino acids. The transcript is spliced from 2 exons. The record is from RefSeq and is a predicted model, not a curated record.